Molecule: messenger RNA, 1809 nt
Organism: Penicillium canescens
Lineage: Eukaryota; Fungi; Ascomycota; Eurotiomycetes; Eurotiales; Aspergillaceae
Product: acetyltransferase SAS4-like domain-containing protein
Exons: 2
Coding region: 1-1809 (602 amino acids)
Cellular component (GO): SAS acetyltransferase complex
Molecular function (GO): histone acetyltransferase activity
Source: RefSeq, a predicted model, not a curated record
AUGGCCCUCCUGUCACGGCCCUCCCUCCGCUCUGUGCGACGGGAAGAACCUGACGGAAAAAAACAUCGCCUCAACCGCCGCCGCAGCUCUCCCGACUGCCUCGACACGACAACCCCAGAGACCAAACCGCGCCCGAAUCUACCCUUGAAAGUCGCGCGCCCGCGGACUUCGACUCGCCGCGACUCCUCCGCGUCCGUUGAUACGGUCGCCUCCGCGCAAUUGGCGACGCCGGCUGCUCGCGCCAAUGGGAAUGGCAGGACCCGCGCCCGUGACCCCAACACACCUUCGAUCGCGACCGGCUUAUUGUCUGCUCGUGAGUCGCCAGAUCCGUUGGAUACUAUUUCGCCCGCCCCUGCGUCUGUCGCGGUUAAGCAGCGACCUGUCACGCCCGCUGUGACUGUGAAGUCGGAUGUUAAGGCUGCUGUUUCGCCCGUGGCUCGUGCGACUCGUCGAUUUGAUACUCGCGUGUUGAGUGAGGAGCAGAAAACGGUCAACGGUGGUGGGGGUGGCGAUGGCGUGGCUGGGUUGAGGUCGACGCGAAAUCGCAAGAGCGAUUUGGGCGACGGCGAGCAGCCUGAGGUGGACGAGAAGCAGGCUGGACGGCGGUCGUUGCGCUCGACUGAUACCGGGUCACGGUGUAAGAGCGAGCUUGCGCAGUACUUUCAUAGCUAUGAACAGAUUAUCAGUUUGGAGGAUCCUGAGCCAGAAUCUCUCAAUGCCAAAACUACCAUCGUACUCGUCGAUGACCUCUCCCAACCUCUACCCUUCUCCUCGGAGCCUGACCCGACACCCUUCGGAAACCCUCUCCUCAACCUGUACGACUGCGAGAAGAUCACACUCCACGAGCCGGCAUCAAAUCCAACCGCUGUCGACCCGCUGGGUGCAGAGACAUACUUCCGCGCGCAUCGCAAGUUCGAGCGUCAGGAGAAACAGUUACGAAAUAUUGAGCGAGACCGCGCACAGCAUGAACAGCAGGUCCUGGAACGACUCCUCGACGAGCUCCGCGGUCACGACUGGUUACGAGUGAUGGGAUUGCCUGGGGUGCACGAAAACGAAAAGAAGCAGUACGAGCCAAAGCGAGAUAUUCUCAUAUCGGAGCUAGUCGCCCUGGUCAACAAAUUCCAAGCCUGGAAAGACGAGGAACGACGCCGCAAGCUCGCCAAAGAGAAACCUCUCCCAACUAUAGACAACGAGUCUGAUGCUGCAUCCCGCAACCAAUCUCGCAAACGCUCCCGUCCUGCUGAGGAUAUGGACAGCUCUCCAGCACCAGGGGCAGACAUGCAAAGCACACCAGAUCCCAACGACGUGGACGCAUUAGCAGCGCGCCAACUCCACCAAGAAGCGCGCUCUGCAUCAGCCUCCAAACCACGCAAGCCGUCAACAACCUCCCGUAAAUCCACCUCAAACACCAAAACCACCCAUACAGGCGGUGACAGCCACAGCCGUGGAAAUAUCAAUACCACCGAAACACCCAUCUCCGCCCCCAAAACCAGCCCAAAAACAAAGAAAAAGACCGACCCAACUCCACCAAAAGCCCUCAGACAAAUGCCUCUGUCCUUCUUCUACGAACCAGUCGUCCAAGAUAAACCCUUCACCUCAUUCUUCCGCCAAAAGCACGUCCGCGAAGCAGCCAUCGCCGCAACAAAGGGUGACCGCCGCAGUGGCUCGCGCUCUUCUCUUGCUUUUGGCCAUCCAGUUCCUGAGCAGGUUGAGCAGGAGUUCGAGCCGCCGGCUGAACUUCUUACUGAGGAGGCUAUUACUGCUUCCCAGCGGAAGAGGCGGAGGCUUAAACGGCAGAGCCAGGGGUGA